ACGUUUUCAUAAUUUUUUUUCUCUAUAGAAAUCGCUGUAGAUCUUCAAAACAAGCCCUUAACGAAACCGUAGAAAGCCAAAUGAAAAGUCGUCAACGUUUGGUUGAUAUGGCUCUAGCGAAUCGUGACCUUCGAGAUGAAAUAUGGCACUAUGCAUAUUUGAAUUCAUCUCUGUCUUCAGAAAUUGAAGGACUUCAGAGUGAACUUGCGAGUUUACACAAUGAAGAACACUGUAGUAAUGAAAACGCCAAUGCUGUGAAUUCGAAGCCGAGGAAAUUUCAUGCAUUGGAUUCAGAUGAAAUUGAUAAACUUUAUUUAAGAAAUCAGGAUCUUAAUAAAGUGGAGACGAAUAAAAUUGAAUCACAAGAAAAAGGAAAAGAAGAAGAAAAUACUUCAGCCAAAUUAUCCCUGGGAAAUGGUGGAGACUCUACAACUACCACUACUACUGGUGUUAGUACAAGUGACAGAAUGGUGGGACCUUCAAGAAUUGUUCAAUGCAGAGAAGUACCACAGGAAUGUAAACCUUCGUGAUAAAUAAAAUUUUCUUCCAUCACCAUCACAGACUACGUGGCAAUGUUGGUGUUUUUUUAAAAAUAAUAGAUUGAUCGCCAGAAAUGCCUUUCUUUCCUUAGAAACUACUAUUGUGAUUAUUAUUAUUAUUACUUGGUGAGUAGAAACCUAAUUUUGUUAUAAAUCACUCCAACAUACUCUCGACUAUUCUCUGUGCUAUUUCUUUUAUCUGUUCGUUGUUUUUGCAUAUUUUGUGGUAAAAAAAAAG
Trichobilharzia szidati is the source of this 777-nucleotide messenger RNA. NCBI's taxonomy places the organism in Eukaryota, Metazoa, Platyhelminthes, Trematoda, Strigeidida, Schistosomatidae. The record is from the annotation of a GenBank genome assembly.